Messenger RNA from Gallus gallus (chicken), 1022 nucleotides. It is a transcript of the gene CELA1, whose product is annotated as chymotrypsin like elastase family member 1. Gene Ontology annotation, molecular function: serine-type endopeptidase activity. Bases 84 to 905 code for a protein of 273 amino acids. The record is from RefSeq and is a predicted model, not a curated record. Gene Ontology annotation, biological process: proteolysis. The transcript is spliced from 7 exons. NCBI's taxonomy places the organism in Eukaryota, Metazoa, Chordata, Aves, Galliformes, Phasianidae.
ACUGUCACCAUGCUGCAGCUCCUGCUUCUCGCUGCCCUCACGCUGUGUGGUGAGUCCCUGUGCCAAGGGCUCAUUAGCUGCUAAUGAGCUCUCCAGUUUGGGGCUUUGGGGAGCAACGGGUGUGUGGCUGUCACUGUCCCUUUCCCACAGGAUCCCAUGCAGAGCCAGGCUCCGAUGGGAUGCAACGUGUGGUCGGGGGGACUGAGGCAAAAACACAUGCUUGGCCCUCACAGAUCUCCCUCCAGUAUUACUCCGGAGGCGGCUGGCACCACACCUGCGGAGGGUCCCUCAUCCAAAGGAACUGGGUGCUGACAGCAGCCCACUGCGUAGACAGCAACCGGAAUUUCCGCGUCGUCGCCGGCGACCACAACAUCUACAAGAGUGAGGGCACCGAGCAGACCUUCGCCGUCAGCAGCAUCCACAUCCACCCCAGAUGGAACAGCAACAACGUGGCCGCGGGCUACGACAUCGCGCUGCUCCGCCUGUCGGGUUCAGCCACGCUCAACAGCUACGUGCAGCUGGCGGUGCUGCCCAGCCAGGGCACAGUGCUGGCCAACAACUAUGCCUGCUACAUCAGCGGCUGGGGAAUGACCAGCACCAACGGGCAGCUGUCGAGCGUGCUGCUGCAGGCAUACCUGCCCGUCGUGAGCUACAGCACCUGCUCCAGCUACUCCUACUGGGGCUCCACUGUUAAGGACACCAUGAUCUGCGCUGGUGGGGAUGGUGUGCGCUCCGGCUGCCAGGGUGAUUCGGGAGGCCCCCUGCACUGCGCUGUCAAUGGGGUGUACCAAGUGCAUGGCGUCACCAGCUUCGUCUCCAGCUUGGGCUGCAACGUGCGCAACAAGCCCACCGUCUUCACCCGCGUCUCUGCCUACAUCUCCUGGAUAUCCAGCGUGAUCUCCUAGAACAAAGCAGCAGGAGGAGAAGAGCCCCAACCCCCACCCUGAAUGUGGACGUCAAGCAUUUCAGCUGGGGACAUUUACGUCUCAAAGCUGGCAUCAAUAAAUUGUGUUCUUCAGUGA